AAAAAAACCCAUAAUAAUCAGAUUGAUGUAAAACUUUUAUUUGUAAUUAUUUCAGAUGCUGAAGAAGUCGGUGUACAAAAGCAUCCUUGCCCAGUAUGUGGAAAACCUUUCUCUAGAAAAUUCAACAUGCGUGAGCACAUGAAAAUACACACUGGCGAGAAACCGCAUCAGUGUAAAAUUUGUCACAAACAUUUUCGUUUGAAAGGAAUUUUGACUAAACAUAUGGUUGUGCAUCUGAAUGCCUAUGCUGAAGAAGUCGGUGUACAAAAGCAUCCUUGCCCAGUAUGUGGAAAACCCUUCUCCAGAAAAUUCAACAUGCGUGAACACAUGAAAAUACACACUGGCGAGAAACCGCAUCAAUGUUACAAUGAAGAUGCGAUGCUAACAUGUCCAGUCUGUCAGCAAAUAAUUGAUGACAAGUUGAAGCUCGAAGUGCACGUGCAGACUCAUGUAGCGGAUGGCCUGGAGCGAUUUCCAUGUCCUGUAUGUCAGAAAAUGUUCACACGGAAAUUUAACAUGGAGGUUCAUCUGCAAAUACAUUCCGAGAGUAUGACAACAGAGUCUGCAAGAUAUCCAUGUGCGUAUUGCGGAAAAGUUUUCACAAGGAAGUUUAAUAUGGAGAUGCAUGUAAAAAUUCACACUGGUGAGAAGGCAUUUCAGUGCACCAUAUGUGAGAAACGAUUUGUCCAGAAAGGUUUUCUUCCCGGACAGAAGGGCAGGGUUCAGUGUAAUAUUUGCGGAAAAGAUUUUUCCAAAAAGUUUAAUCUGGAAGUUCACAUGAGAAUUCAUCAGGGAAUACGACCAUAUGAGUUGUCAGGCGGUGUCCUGCAGCGUACUAAUCCGGGCCGAGUGCCGUGCCAUAUUUGCGGGAAGGAUUUUUCAACGCGUUUCAAUUUGAAGGUGCACAUGCAGAGUCAUACUGGUGAUAAGCCGUUUCAGUUUACAGCAGUUGGUGCUAGGGCUAUUUUGAUGUUUCUUACAUGUUUUGAUCACUCAAUCGUACAUAGUAAAAUGUAUCUUAUCGGUACUUUAUAUAUAUAUUCAGGACUAAAGACACGUUACCCAUGCAGCAUAUGUCAGAAGGAUUUUGCAACACGACAGGUUAUGCAGAGACAUAUGCGUAUACACACCGGCGAGAAACCGUAUGGUUGUACACAAUGUGACAAGAGGUUUACACAACAAUCCCAACAAAGAGUGCAUAUGAUAUCACAUGCUAAAUAUGAACUAAAUUUGUAAAAAAUAAGAAGGGUUAUUGACAUUGAAAAUGCUGUUCAACUAUGCGACAUUAUUAUUGAUUAGAGCAUGUAGAGUGCGGCCAUAAUUAUUUCCGAUUUACUUUAAAAUGGUUUUGAAAAUUCAAUCAUUUCUAUAUAUCUAUACACAUGUAUGUACAUUUUUAUUUUUAAAUUGUAAUGACAUGGAGUUCCAAUUUGUUUUGUUUUUGCUGUAAUAUUUUGUUAAUGUAAUAUUGACUGAAAUUAGAUUUCUUACUUAUUGACUUUGUCAUUGGUUAACUUCAGCGUUAAUAUUUCUUUACUUUAGACUGACAUUUUCUCGUUUAUCUGAAGAAAUUGACAUAUACUUUCCCUGUUUUUUUUGUAUUGCUCGCUGGAUCGGAGGUGAACUUUUGCAAUAGCAGGUUGUAUGUUUUUUGUAUCCCUCGUUCCAUAAAUUAUGUCGAGAACAACACACAAAAGACCACUUACAAAGUUAUAUAAAAUGGUUUCAGUUUAAUUCAUUAGGAAUUAAAGAAAUGAAGUUAAAAAUAAAAACCCACACAAAUACGUAGUUUUCAAUGACCAGUGCUUUUAGGGUCAUCUUGUGUUUGCAAUGUUACAUUAAUUAAAUCCCUGGGAUCCACCGUGGGAGUUUCUGAAAUUUCAAAGACUUAUAUAUAGGAAGAUACAUUUAAAUCUGUUCGUGUGGAAUUACAAUGCAGAGUUUUAAGAUAUUAAGCAUUUAGUACUGUCUAGUGCAUAUCCACGAAAGCCGUGUAAAUCAUGCCCUGUAUAGAAUACAGACAUUAAAAGAUUUAGCAAGUACUAUUAUCGAGUGGACAAAGUAAUUUCAAUAAUGACCUUUGGGUAGAAUAUAGCCACACCAAAAAUGCCACUCGAUGACUUUUCUGAAUAUGUAUAUUUUAUUCAUAAACAGACUGUUAAGAAUGUUUAGUAGAUCGACAUUUAUGAUUUUUUAGAUUAAAACUCUCUAAAAACAGAGUCAAUAUGGGUUUACUUAUCGUGUUACUGUUUUUUUUAAUUCAACUUUUAUAAAAGUAUUUUCUACGCGAGGAUGAAUUUUCGCGAAUUUAUUUAACUUAAAUGAAGCGAAAAAUAAACCUGUAUGUAAAUUUCUGAUUAUUUGUUUACUGAAUAUUUACACUACUUUUGCAUGUUUUAUUUUGUGAUGUAUUUUUUUCUGUGUAUAAUUGAAUAUCUUUUUAAAUUUUUACUAGUUGUAUUUAUAUUUUGAAUUUUCCAUUUAAGUAUUGUUUUGUGUUAAAAACCAUAAUAAGACACAAAUAUUUUGUAAAUGAAUAUUAUUGUUUUGUGCAUGUUUUACGUUCAAUGAUUGAAAAAAUGCAAGUUUGUAUGAGUGGGAAAUAAAGAUUUUACUAUAUAAGACUUUAUAUUCUGUUCAUUGUUUACGUUCUUUUCACCUUUGCAUACAAUUUGGCAAAUUUUCUUUCUAUUUUUAAUGUGUUGUAAAUUUUCAUUUAAUUCAUUUAAUUUGUGCUGUACGCAAAGUUUAUAUUUCAAAUUUGUCGAAAACUUCAAAA
This is a messenger RNA of Ruditapes philippinarum (Manila clam), 2779 nucleotides long. RefSeq names its product zinc finger protein ZFP2-like. Gene Ontology annotation, biological process: regulation of transcription by RNA polymerase II. The transcript has 8 exons. The record is from RefSeq and is a predicted model, not a curated record. Gene Ontology annotation, cellular component: nucleus. The annotation marks the transcript as partial. Gene Ontology annotation, molecular function: DNA-binding transcription factor activity, RNA polymerase II-specific; RNA polymerase II transcription regulatory region sequence-specific DNA binding. NCBI's taxonomy places the organism in Eukaryota, Metazoa, Mollusca, Bivalvia, Venerida, Veneridae.